AUGGCUUCUAUAUCUGCUAUGUGGACAUCAAAACGGGCGGUUCAGAAGAGGACACCGAGAGUUUAUGAGGUAGAUGCAUAUUCAGCCUUAUCAGCGAAGAUUGACUCCCUAUUUCACAAGGUGGAAAUCAUAUCACAGGAAUGGAACAAACAGAGUACACAAAAGCCACCAUUGGAAGAGAUGUUUGAGAAGUUCAUGGUAACAACCAAUCAGUAUAUGGAAGCCAACAACCAGUUUAUGCGAAGGACAGAAGCAACUCUUCAAGACCAAAGUGCAGCGAUCAAGAAUUUGGAGACACAAAUGGGACAGAUGGCAAUCUCUAUGACGGGUAGAGCACCAAGAAAUCUACCCAGCAACACUGAAAUCAAUCCCAAAGAGCAAGCUAAGGCUAUUAUAACUCGAAGUGGAGUGCAAUUACCGGAAAGCCAUGUCAAGAAAACAGGUGUGACUGUAGAGACAUCCUCCCUUGCUGAAGAUGAGACUGCUGUAAAGGAAUCAACUCCAGGGGAAAAUUCAGAAAAAUCACAGGAUAAGGCCAAGGUUACAGUCAACCCAUACGAGCCUCCAAUUCCCUUUCCACAGCGGUUGAAUAAGCAUAAAAUGGAGCAGCAGUACAAGAAAUUUCUAGAAGUCUUCAAAAAGCUUCAUAUCAACAUCCCACUAGCCGAUGCACUAUUACAAAUGCCCAGCUAUGCAAAAUUUCUAAAAGACAUAUUAUCAAAUAAACGCAAGCUGGAUGAUCAUGAAACAGUAAUGCUAACCGAAGAAAAACUAGGAUUGGAAGAGCCUAAGGCAACCACAGUAACUCUACAGCUGGCAGAUCGAUCACUUACACAUCCACGAGGAAUUAUUGAAGAUGUAUUGGUCAAAGUGGAUAAACUCAUAUUCCCAGUGGACUUCUUAAUUCUAGACAUGGAAGAAGACAAGGACGUGCCUAUCAUAUUGGGGCGACCAUUUUUGGCAACUGCAAGAGCUCUCAUAGAUGUGCAACCAGGACAAUUAACUUUGAGACUGGGGAAGGAGCAAGCCUCUUUUAAUGUUUUCAAAGCAAUGAAAUAUCCCACCGAGCCAGACACCUGUUUUCAGAUUGAUGUGAUUGACAUAGGAAUCCCCUACAAUUACAAGUUGAAGAAAUCGCCAGACAUUCAGGAGGCCGAUAUUAUGCACCCUCAAUCCACUCUCACUGACUCAAAGGAGAUUGAGGUAUACAUCGUGUAG
Olea europaea var. sylvestris is the source of this 1218-nucleotide messenger RNA. RefSeq lists its product as uncharacterized. Bases 1 to 1218 code for a protein of 405 amino acids. The transcript has 3 exons. Lineage: Eukaryota; Viridiplantae; Streptophyta; Magnoliopsida; Lamiales; Oleaceae. The record is from RefSeq and is a predicted model, not a curated record.